GGCACUAGGCACGCGAAGGACUAGACUUCUCCUCUAACCCUUUUUGACUUCACUCUCCUCUUCAUCACUUUGUGAACAAGUGAGUGAGAGAGAGAGAGAGGCUGAGGAUGAAGAAGCCGCAGCUGAAGCUGAAUGUGUGUACAGUGUUGGUGGUGGCAUUGGCAGCUGCCUUUGUCAAUCUGAAACUCAAUGUGGGUGCUUUGAGUUUGAACGAAUCAGUGAACAUUGAGAGAAAAGAUGCAGUCUUGUUCGACAACGAUCAUGUCUCAGCCUCAGCCUCACCGACACAGCCUCAGCCUCUCAUGGUGGCCCUCACUCUUAUCGACAGCGCUGCUUCUAAAGGAGCUGUCUGUUUGGAUGGAACACCGCCCGGUUACCAUCUGGAUCGUGGGUCUGGAUCCGGUGCAAACAGCUGGCUCAUUCAGUUGGAGGGAGGUGGGUGGUGUAAUACUAUCAGAAAUUGUGUUUAUCGCAAGACCACUCGCCGCGGUUCAUCCAAAUACAUGGAAAAGCAAUUACCAUUCACAGGAAUUUUGAGCAAUAAACCUGAAGAAAACCCCGAUUUCUUCAACUGGAACAGGGUCAAGCUACGAUACUGUGAUGGGGCAUCUUUUGCCGGAGACAGCCAGAAUGAGGCUUCACAACUUAAUUUUCGAGGCCAAAAGAUUUGGUUGGUUGCUAUGGAAGAGUUGAUGUCUAAGGGAAUGCAGAAUGCUAACCAGGCUCUUCUUUCUGGAUGUUCCGCUGGGGGUCUGGCAUCCAUACUACACUGUGAUGAGUUCCGGGACUUGUUUCCAACCAGUACCACAGUGAAAUGUCUGAGUGAUGCUGGGAUGUUCCUUGAUGCAAUUGAUGUAUCUGGUGGGCACACACUAAGGAAUUUGUAUGCAGGAGUAGUUAGCUUGCAGGAAGUGCAAAAGAAUCUUCCAAAGACUUGUAUCAACCACCUAGAUCCAACUUCGGUAAUUCUCUAUGCUGUAUAUUUCUAUUUGUUGUCAUGGAAUUGCAAGUAUGGUAAUUUAAGAAUUGUAAAGAGUUCUAACUCUCUCUCUCUCUCUCUCUCUCUCUCUCAGUGCUUUUUUCCUCAGAAUUUGGUCGCAAAUGUUAAGACGCCAAUGUUUCUUUUAAAUGCAGCCUAUGAUGCUUGGCAGCUCCAAGCUAGUUUAGCCCCUCCAUCUGCUGAUCCUAAUGGUUUAUGGAAUGAAUGCAAAUCAAACCGUGCAAAUUGUAAUUUAUCCCAGAUCCAGUUUCUCCAAGAUUUCAGGAAUCAAAUGCUCAGUGCUGUGAAAGAUUUCUCAAUGUCCCGUGAAAAUGGUUUAUUCAUAAACUCUUGCUUUGCUCACUGCCAGUCUGAGAGACAAGAUACAUGGUUUGCUGAUGAUUCUCCUGUUCUUGAAAACCAGGCAAUUGCACUGUCUGUUGGAGACUGGUACUUUGAUCGAAGGACGGUUAAAGCUAUUGACUGUGAAUACCCCUGUGAUAGCAGCUGUCACAAUCUUAACUUCAAAGAGGAUGUAACUUCUACGACAUUGACAUAUUCUCAGUCUGCAAAGUUGUCUAUUACCGUGCUAAAUCUGCUAGGUGCCUUGUUGAUGCCUAUAACGUGUUCGAGAUGCAUAACGUGGUUUUCAUUUGUCCACUGAUAACAGAUUGUAUCCCUGUUUAUAAUCACACAAUUUUAAGAUAUAGAUUGGGUUCAAUUUACUAGUUCGAUGGAUUAAAUAUUCCGGCAUGCAUUUUGGGCUUAACUAAAUCAGCUAAUUCUUAACAGAGUUUGCUUUUAAGAUCAAAGUUAGGACCGAAAACGGUGCCUUUCAUUUAGUCCCAUGCAUUGAUUUUCAUCCAUAUAUCUUUUGCUCUC
This is a messenger RNA of Rosa rugosa (rugosa rose), 1861 nucleotides long. Its product is annotated as pectin acetylesterase 6-like. The record is from RefSeq and is a predicted model, not a curated record. The coding region runs from base 108 to 1643 and encodes 511 amino acids. The transcript is spliced from 12 exons. Lineage: Eukaryota; Viridiplantae; Streptophyta; Magnoliopsida; Rosales; Rosaceae. Gene Ontology annotation, molecular function: pectin acetylesterase activity. Gene Ontology annotation, biological process: cell wall organization. Gene Ontology annotation, cellular component: plant-type cell wall.